AUGGCUCAUGUGUUUCAUGAGAAUCUGCCAGAACACAAUAUAUUGGAGGCAGAGGGUGGAAGUGUAGCCGAGUAUAAGCGUAGGGCAGGUCGGUGGUUGCUCAACCAGGGUGAUGCUGCUGCAGAGGUACUGAUUCGCACAACCAUGUCAGUUCUGUUACUACUGGUCUCAAUACUCUGCCUAAUACUAGUAGUGUUGUACCUUCAGUUUCGGUGGAGACAUCGACAUAUCCUUGCUACAGCCAACAAACUACCUUGUCCACCGGCAUGGCCUUUCAUAGGCAAUGCUCUAUUCUUCGUUGGCGAUAUUACUAGUAUAACUAAAAAUAUUAUAAAAUUUACAACACAAUUCAAAGGUCUAUUCAGUAUUUGGGUUGGUCCGGUUCCUGUAUUUGUGGCAUCGGAUCCGUCAGACGUCCAGAUAAUUUUAAACAGUUCCAACACUUUAGAAAAGGAUGUUGUCUACCAUUUCCUGAGACCGUUCAUAGGCAACGGGCUGCUCACUGCUCCUGUGGUCAUUUGGAAAAAGUACCGGCGCCUUAUAAGCCCCGUGCUGCAUCCUUCUAAUGUGGAACAGUACCUAUCUGUAUUCAACGAUGUCAGUAAAGACUUAGUAGACAAGUUGGCCUCUGGGACGGAGGAAAUCGAGCCCACCAACGAUAUCUUUCAUACAGCUGUGGAUGCUGUUAUGAAAAUUAUAGGGGCCAGAAAUCGACUAUCUAGUCAGACAAAGGAAAACAUCAUAUACCUCUUGGAUUGGGGAGGUAAAAUGUUCAUAGGGAGAUUGUUUAAAGUGUGGCUCCAUGUAGAUUGGAUUUAUUAUCUUCUAUGUGGUAAAGAAUUUAAAAAAGCAAUGAAGCGUUACGUAGCCUGCAUUGAUGUCUUGGACCAGGAAUGGAAAAACGAGGAAAAUAUGAGAAAUUUAGAUCCAGAGUCUAACCAAAACUACGGAACUGAAGCUUUCCCUGGGAAAAGUCUAUUGGAUGUCUGUUUUGAAUUUCCACCGGAUGGCUCAGAAGAGCAUGAUUGGAAGGACGAGCUUAUGACAAUGAUAGUAGGAGCUACAGAUACAGUCGUCGCAGCGCUUUCGUUUCUACUGGUUACGCUGGCAAACUAUCCCGAAGUUCAAACAAAAAUCCAAGCCGAAAUCCACGAAGUUAUAGGAGACUCUCGUGGUGAUGUUACACUCUCAGAUCUCAACUCUCUGACAUACCUGGGACAUGCCAUCAUGGAAAGUAUGAGACUGCAUGGUAUAUUCCCAGUAAUCGUACGGAGAGCAACGAGGGACACAAAACUCUCCGUGUGUACUCUGCCAGCGGGAAGUAGGAUUCUGAUACCCCUCCACGCAAUGGGGUGGCAUGAAAACCAGUUUCCUCAUCCAGAGAAGUUCAUGCCUGAACGUUUCGCCCCAGACAUGCAACAGGAGAGCGGAACAAAGCGUCACAUGUAUGCUUUCCUUCCCUUCAGUGCAGGGCCUCGAAGUUGUAUAGGAAAAACUUAUGCUAUGAUGAUGAUGAAAACUGUGAUGGUCCACAUACUUCGAAGAUUUACCGUGAACACCCAAGUGCGCAUGGAAGAUAUUGAGUACGAGCUGAAAGUUGUUAUGUUCAGCAAGACUCCUCUUCUUCUUAAGUUUAAUCCUCGAUGAGUCUCACUCCCUUUAGAAUUGACUGUGAUUCUUAGCUAGGCUUAAUAAUAUACUUUUAAUCAGAAUA
Messenger RNA from Homalodisca vitripennis (glassy-winged sharpshooter), 1714 nucleotides. Its product is annotated as cytochrome P450 4C1-like. NCBI's taxonomy places the organism in Eukaryota, Metazoa, Arthropoda, Insecta, Hemiptera, Cicadellidae. The record is from RefSeq and is a predicted model, not a curated record. Bases 1 to 1647 code for a protein of 548 amino acids. The transcript has 13 exons. Gene Ontology annotation, molecular function: monooxygenase activity; iron ion binding; heme binding.